Hypoxylon fragiforme is the source of this 2949-nucleotide messenger RNA. RefSeq lists its product as uncharacterized. The record is from RefSeq and is a predicted model, not a curated record. The transcript is spliced from 4 exons. Bases 442 to 2679 code for a protein of 745 amino acids. Lineage: Eukaryota; Fungi; Ascomycota; Sordariomycetes; Xylariales; Hypoxylaceae.
CAUUGCUGCUGCCCCUGUCACUCAUAUACCCUUCUCAUAACUCUUUUACGGCGUUGACCAAGGCAUUGAUAUUGUCGCGUCCCAAAUAGGCUUGAAGGAGAACCUAGUUGGUGAACUUUGAGAGUUUCGGGUUCCGCUUCCGAUUCCUAUCCACUCCUCCCUUUUAGGAGCAAGCACCUGGUGGUGUCAUUUCCUGGUACUGCAAUUCUUUAUCUCUUACGGUAGUAUGCUUAGGCCCCCCCUGGUCUUAUAACCUAUACCUCCCCCCGUCGCUUAAGCAAGCCUCACCCGUUAAACCUCGUCACUAGGAGAUGUUUAAGUUCCUUGGACCUUGACAGUGUCAAGUAAAAUAAAAAUAAAAAUUACCGACGCGUCCUACUUCGUCUUCUCUUUCAUGGUUGUCCUUACUAUUUGGCUUUGACAUUUCAGAGUUCAGGACUAAUGGUUGUCUCCUCUAUGCAGCAUCAUCCCCACCACUCGCAGGGUCCGGCGCCUCCCCAGCACCUCCAACAUCCUCGGCCCUCGAGUAUCGUUCACCAACAGCAUCAUCAGGCGCCUCAACAGCCAUCGCAACAUCCUUCCGCCUACUCAUCAACACACUCGAUACAGCCAACCUACCAGCAGACCGGACACGCACCUGGCGCUCAGCACGCGCAAGAUUUGCCUUACUACGCUCACCAGAGCCCUUACAGCACUCCAGGCACGACAAGCGGAUAUACAUCCGCAGACACCUCCGAUAUGAUGGCCGCAGCUCAAAUGCCCCGACCAUACCCUCCGAUGUCGUAUCAUACGCCUCAAUCCAACUCUCCAGCUUCCGUCGCGUCGCCGUCUGGCCAUGAUCAACACAGAAGUAUCUAUGGCCAGCCAACUUCGCAGCUCCAGCCUCAAUCCAUGUACUAUGGCGCGCAGCAACCGCAAUACUCCUCUCUGCCACCGCAGGCGCCUUCUCCCUACCAGCAGCAUGCUCAGCAGCCGCAUCAAUCUAUGGCUUCGCAGCCGAACAUGAUGAUGUCGCACACAGCCCCGCAACACCAGAUGACGCAACACGCAAGUCAACACGCUCAGACGGGAAUGACUGGGAGUCCUAGGCACACCAAGAUGGAGCCACAGAUGCCUCCGCAAUUGCAAAGACCUACGCCCGGUCCUCUAGGAAACUCACAGCAGAGCCAGAACGGCGGACAACUGUCAACUCCUACCGGAUCUUCGACUCCUGGCGGUGUUAACAACAACGCAGCUCCGGGACCAAUUCCCGCGACUACUCCGCUAGUUGUAAGGCAAGAUAACAAUGGUGUGCAAUGGAUCGCGUUCGAGUAUUCCCGCGAUCGCGUAAAGAUGGAAUAUACAAUUCGAUGUGAUGUCGAGUCUGUGAACACGGAUGAGCUUAGCAGCGACUUCAAGACAGAGAACUGCGUCUAUCCAAGAGCCUGCUGCCCCAAAGACCAAUAUCGCGGAAACCGGCUCCAAUACGAGACUGAGUGCAACACGGUUGGAUGGGCGCUGGCACAGCUCAACCCCUGCCUUCGUGGAAAGAGAGGUCUAAUUCAGAGAGCAGUCGACAGCUGGCGAAACAGCAACCAGGACCCCAGACUGCGAAGUCGACGCGUUCGUCGAAUGGCCAAGAUGAACAAUCGCAAGGCGGUUCAAACACCUCAUUCCACACAUAUGCCUGGUCCCAGUGGUCCGGCAGGGAUGACAACCCCUGGACCUAUUGGCCCCGGCGCCGCGCCCAUGGGGAAACCGGGGAUGAGCGGCAUGGGCCCGCAGAUGCAUCAUCACCAUGCUCACGAAGGAAACGCUCAGGGCGGAGGAGACGAAGUCGGGGAUGGAGAGUACGUGGAUGGAUCCCAUCAUCACCAUCACCAAGCACCUACCGGCCCCGGAUCUGGAUCCUCGGACGACGUUCGUCAAGCUCAGAUCUUUACCGGCUACCCCCAGCAAUACCCUAGUCAUCCCACAUCUGGAUCAUCAUCCAUGCCACCGAUUCACGAUGGCCUUGGCGGUUCUCACCAAAGCACCAUUGUAGCUCGGCGCAAUAGCAGAGAUGAUGACAAGGUCCCGGAAGGCUUGUUCCCUGAUAUACCGGAUGCUAAGAAGCGAAAGUUCAUCCUCGUUGAAGAUAACAAACGCACCUCUCGCCUACGGGUGCGCGUCACACUUGAAAAUGUAAAUCCCAAGGAAAUUCCCGACUCGUUUCGUAAAAGCUCGGCCGUAUUCCCGCGCAGCUACUUCCCACGCGAGAUGCAAAGUCCACCUCCGAGCGCCACAGGCAGCCAAUUCUUUGAAGACGAUCUAAGCGACGAUGGAGUUGAGGUCGAAGGUGGUCGAACUGGACGGGCCCGAAGAAGCAAUGUUAGGGAGCGCGUCAUGGUCAAAGCGCCUAUGUCGGAUGGGAAUGAAGCGGAUGUUGCUAUUCCUCGGAUCCGAAGAGGCGCGCGUUUAAAGGAAGUACGGAUUAACGACCUAGCUUACCGCAUGGCAUGGCUUCAUAGUCGUGUUUUCGCUGGUAAGCCCGUCUUCCUACAACGAGCUCUUGACUGUUACCGCAACAAGACCUGCACCGCAAUUGAGGGCGUUACACAAGACGUUAGAACUACGGUACCUCACUACGAAACGCGAGUGGGCAAGCGAAGAUGGGGCGAGCGAAUGCGCCGAAGCGAGAAGCGGGAUGACGAGUCUUGAAUCUAAAGCCAUCUUACUUCCUACUGCGCAGAGCAAAUGAUACCCGACCAGCGACUGACAUCACUAUCUUAUCUACCCAUCACAUCACAUCUCUUCUCUUAUCAAGGGUGUAUCCCCCCUGGUUCUAUAUUUCUACACGUGUGCUCUGGUAGGAUCUCUUCCUUUCGAUAUAGGGCGCACAAAACAAUCGCUUUCUUCGCACAUAUGCUGCCUGCGCCUUGCGCAUGUAUUAUAUUCGCGCUUCAUAGAUUCGCCGAAGUUAAUGACGAU